AUGUAUUUCCUUUAUACUGUUUUUGCUUCUUUAGGUUUCUUUUUUCUUUUAAAAUGGACGAAAAAAAGGAGAUAUUUCACGGAGCUGAAAAGACUCGAUGGUAAAACGGUUCUUAUUACAGGUGGUAAUUCUGGUAUUGGUAAGGAGACAGCUGUUGCUCUGGCCAUGAGAGGUGCCCGUGUCAUCAUUGCUUGCAGGGACCACAUCAAGGCUGAGAAGGCUGUGAGAGAGAUCAAACUCAGGAGUCACUCUCUCGAUGUCUUCCACAUGGAGCUGGAUCUGGCCAGCCUGCGCUCUGUAAGGGAAUUCUGCAAAAACUUCCUCGAGAGAGAAAAGAGGCUUGACGUCCUGAUCAAUAAUGCAGGCAUGCCCGGUGUCCUCGACUGGACCGACGAUGGCUUCAGCAUGUGCUUUGGUGUCAACCAUUUGGGUCACUUCCUCUUAACUAAUCUGUUUCUGCCUCGACUGAAGGAAUGCGCCCCCAGCCGUGUUGUAACACUCACAUGUUCCAGCUACAAAUAUCAGAAAUUGGACUUCCAGGACCUCAACUACAAUCUGCUGCCAUUCUUCACCUACUGCCGCAGCAAGCUGGCCAACAUCUACUUCAGUCAGGAGCUGGCCAGCAUCACUGAGGGAAAAGGAGUCACUUCCUGUGCUGUGCACCCUGGUUUUGUUCAGAGCAGCUGGACAGUCCACUACUCGUUCCUGUUCCGGAUGCUGAUGCAGGUGAUCAUGUGGAUGUUUUUUGUGCCGUGUGAGAUCGGAGCGCAGACCGUCACCUACUGUGCCGUGUCAGAUGAAGCUGCCAAGCACAGCGGAGGUUACUUUGUCGACUGCCAGCCGGCCCCUCUGAGGCCUUUUGCAAGAGACGCUGGUGUGGCAAAGAAACUGUGGGAGGCCAGUGAGAGACUGGUGAAACUGGUCUGAAGCAGGAGCUGAGGAAUCUGGAAUCUCUUCAAAAGUUCAACA
Molecule: messenger RNA, 969 nt
Organism: Nematolebias whitei (Rio pearlfish)
Lineage: Eukaryota; Metazoa; Chordata; Actinopteri; Cyprinodontiformes; Rivulidae
Exons: 4
Coding region: 1-927 (308 amino acids)
Source: RefSeq, a predicted model, not a curated record